UCCCAACGUUGAUCUCUAUCUGGUCAAAUUACCCGACCAAUCUGCGAUCAGUCUCGAUCAGAUCUACAUAGUAGAUUAGCGAUAGAUCCCAUUCACCAGCAUAGUACCCCGUCUACCUAAGAUCCAUCAUGAGCGACGUCACCAUCACGGAGGGGACCUUUCGUCUGCCGGAUGGAGUGGAGGUCUACCAAAAGACCUGGUCGCCCACCAGCCCUCCCCUCGCCAAAAUCGUCCACUUCCAUGGCUUCAGCGACCACAUCAACAACUACUUCGACCUCUUCCCCGCCCUGGCGCGACACGGCAUCCUCUGCGCGGGGAUCGACCAACGGGGCUGGGGCCGAUCGGUGCACCGCAAAGCCGACCGCGGCAACACGGGGCCGACCCCGGCCAUUCUCGCCGACAUGGCCGCCUUCAUCACGGCCCAGCAGCAGGUCGCCCCGACCGACAUCCCCGUCUUCAUCAGCGGCCAUUCCAUGGGGGGCGGGCUCGUGGCGACGUUCGCAUCUACCCCGCAGUACCAACCGCUGGUGGCCUCGCUGCGGGGGAUCAUGCUCGAGGCGCCGUACAUCGGCCUGACGCCGGAGCAGACGCCCAGCUCCCUCCUCGUCUUCGCGGGCCGGCUGGCCGGCCGCCUGCUCCCCCACUUCCAGCUCACGCAGCAGAUGGUGAUCGAGAAUCUGGUGCGGGACCCGGCCGUGCAGGCGCAGGUUAAGAACGACCCGCUCAACCACCUGACGGGCACGCUGGAGAUGUUCGCCAACAUGCUCGACCGCGCCGCCGCCCUCACCGCGGGCAAGCUGGUCCUGUCCCCGGGCGUGCAGUCGGUGCUGGUCGUCCACGGCACGGGCGAUCAGUGCACCAGCCACGACCUCAGCAAGCGCUGGUUCGACCAGCAGACCUCGCGGGUGCCGUCGACGCAGAAGAAGUUUGUCUCCUACGACGGCUGGAGCCAUAUCCUGCAUGCGGAUCUGCCGGAGAACCGACCGGUGUAUGCGGACGAUCUGGCGGGGUGGGUGCUGGAGCGCGCCGCGGAGAAGUCGGUGCGACUGUAAGUACGCACUUAGUGAUGGAGAGUGAGUACUGUCCUACGUACGUGUAGUUAGCGUUAGCGAACUAGCGAAUACCUAUACUUAGAUGAUGGAAGGCACUGUGGCACUGCAUGCCUGCCAGCGGGACAGAGUGGUACAGACCCGGGCUGGCUAACAACACACCCAUCCCCUCUCACGUACUGCUAAGUACGAGCUCGAGCCU
Aspergillus brunneoviolaceus CBS 621.78 is the source of this 1251-nucleotide messenger RNA. RefSeq names its product acylglycerol lipase. The record is from RefSeq and is a predicted model, not a curated record. Lineage: Eukaryota; Fungi; Ascomycota; Eurotiomycetes; Eurotiales; Aspergillaceae. The transcript has 2 exons. Bases 129 to 1052 code for a protein of 307 amino acids. Gene Ontology annotation, cellular component: membrane. Gene Ontology annotation, molecular function: lipase activity.